Lathyrus sativus (Indian pea) is the source of this 159-nucleotide messenger RNA. The record is from the annotation of a GenBank genome assembly. NCBI's taxonomy places the organism in Eukaryota, Viridiplantae, Streptophyta, Magnoliopsida, Fabales, Fabaceae.
AUGCAAACAUUGCCACUUUUGUUCGAACGGUACGAUGAAGAAAUUAACAUUCUGUUUGAAGAUAUCAUGUUAGUACUCAAGAAAAUGUAUAGGAAGUUUGAAAAGAAUUAUCUCAGAAAAAUUCCUAGAGGACCAUUGAAGGACAAAAAAGCUCAAUGA